UAUCCCCCACGUCUCUGACAGCACAUGUGUGGGUACGCCGUAAUUCACAUUUGUGCGGGAUAGCUGGCUAUAAUAUAUAUAUCAGGUCUCUGUUCGUCUGCCCAGAAACAACCAGUUGCUUAAUGGCCUUUUGCAGUCAAACCUGGCUUCCCAUCAGCCUCUUUGUCUCUGCAAUACAGUUCCUGGAAAAACAACUUUUUGUAUUGGUGAAGUGGUACGAUAUAUAUAUCUACACUCCAAUUGAACGUUUCACGUCCCCAGUGGUGUCGCGAAUUCCUCGUUACAUUACAUUCGGAGAGCACCAAUAUGUGGUGUUUAGUGCCAACAUAGUAUCCUGGGUGAGAACUCUACUGGUAGUACCAAUUGCUAUUUAUUUGAAGUGUGGUCAUUUUUCAACAUGCUUCUGGCUGGUCAUUUUGCAUGACUAUCUUGACCAUGUGGACGGUAUAGUAGCCAGGGUUCAGCGAGAGCACUAUGGUCCUGUUGACGACCCAAUUUUGGGUGGUUUCAUGGAUGCAUUCUGUGAUAAGAUUGUCAAUGUAUUUGCACUGUGGACUAUCCUACUGGUGUCGGACUUCAGCCUGCUGACCCCUGCCCAGUGUUGGGUUCUUUUCUUGUCCUGUGCAGUCAUCAUAGUCUAUGAAUUCACACUAGGUGUAGUCAGAGUUCAGGAUUACUUCCAUGCCCACUAUGCCAGGUUGAACAAAAAAUUCAAGAAGCAGCAGCCGUUUGCCACUGCGGCAGUAAUGGAGGGCAAACUAAAGGAGAAGCUUGAAUCCCUCGGCAUCGCUUUUCUGGCUCUGGCGCAGGGAGCACAUGGUGUACUGAACUAUUGGUCUGGAGUUGCCGGAGUGGUCUGCCUCGUACUUAGCAUUCGUCUGGCACAUGCCAGUUUGAGCAGAAAGUUAGAGGCUCGCAUAAAAGAAACCAAAGGAAACAAGUCACACCAUAAAAUUAAUGCCAGUUUAGCUGCCAUUGAUCUUCAUGAGAAAGAGGGAUGCUCCCACCGACCCCUGUAUAACGAUGAUGGGUCUAAGAAAGUUUAUCACAGAAAGAAACGUCCAGACGGAAAGCACAAAAAGAUUGAGGAAAAUGAAGAUGUUUUCAGAGGUAAAGAUCAGGAAGGGGCCACAGAAAACUUCUCACAUCUGCCUUACAGCCCAGGCAAUACAGGGGUGUCCACCUUUGAGUCAGAAACAGACACUGAGACUGACACAAGGAGGUCCAGAAGGUGGAAUAAAGGAACCAAAAUGGAGGACCAAAGGUCAGUCAGCGCACAAGUUAAACCAGAGGAUUUCAUUAAUGAUGAGUCAGGCAAUUCCACCACAAGUAAUGACUCAGCAUUUGUUAAAGAUGAGAAGGAAUCUGAUAAGUCAAGUGGAAGUGGGAGCAGUGGAAAGAAAGGUUACAUGUACCAUGGUAUAACAGUAAGGGUCAGAUGUUCUCAUCAGUGCAAACUCCAUAGAAAAUACUCAACAGGGUCUGACACAGAGGAGGAUGAGAAAGCCCUGUACCGCAUCCGGCGUCGCUCCCUGCCAAACAUAGACAUAGAUGGCAGGGUGGACAAGAUAUACUCCAUUGGUUGUUUUGAUCUGUUCCAUAGGGGCCACGUGGCAAUACUGCAGAAGAUGAGAAAUAUGGGUAAACAGGUUAUAGUUGGUGUUCAUGACAGCCGCAGCUACUAUAAACUGAAGAACAAAGUCCCCAUUGACCCAAUAGAAAAGCGCAUGCUGAACGUAAAGCAGUAUGCAGAUGUGGUCUACUGCAUCACCAGCACAGAUCCAUCCAACUUCAUCUCGUGUAUUGUGCACCUGUGUGAGGGGGAGACCGCCCUCUACAUCCGCGGGGAUGACAUGCAAAACUUCCCAUCCCGCCACGUGGUUGAGGCCCUGAUGCCAAUACGCUUCCUGCCCUAUACGCAAGGCGUGAGCAGUACCAAGAUCCGUAAAGAACUGUUUGCCAGGAUCAGGAGAGAUAGCAACGAGUGGCUGAGUGACGGAGCAGUCUGAAUGAAAGUCGCUGACAUUAUUAGGUGACGAUACAGGUGUCCUUUGAGUGAAAAUGAUUAUUAUAUUACAUGUAUAUAAAUAUAUACCAGUAUACAAGUAUAAUAAAUUAUGGCUCUUGCAUUUGGUAUUUAUCUAUAAUUUAUACAAUAGCAGAUUCAGAAGAACUACCUGCAGCAGUCUGCAUAUGAGUAUAGGAAAUACUUGCUGCUGCUCGCUUCUAGUCCAUGUCUUUUGGCUUGUGCUAGUCUUGCUAUGAUCAUCAUUUUUACAUGAUUUUAUCAAAUGCUUUUCACGUGUGAUGUAUUUCUAUAAGCACUGUGGC
This is a messenger RNA of Lingula anatina, 2331 nucleotides long. RefSeq lists its product as uncharacterized. The record is from RefSeq and is a predicted model, not a curated record. Gene Ontology annotation, biological process: phospholipid biosynthetic process. Gene Ontology annotation, cellular component: membrane. Lineage: Eukaryota; Metazoa; Brachiopoda; Lingulata; Lingulida; Lingulidae. Gene Ontology annotation, molecular function: phosphotransferase activity, for other substituted phosphate groups.